This is a messenger RNA of Syngnathus typhle (broad-nosed pipefish), 591 nucleotides long. RefSeq names its product sperm associated antigen 1b (gene spag1b). Gene Ontology annotation, cellular component: mitochondrion; cytosol. The record is from RefSeq and is a predicted model, not a curated record. The transcript is spliced from 3 exons. Lineage: Eukaryota; Metazoa; Chordata; Actinopteri; Syngnathiformes; Syngnathidae. Gene Ontology annotation, molecular function: heat shock protein binding. Bases 133 to 591 code for a protein of 152 amino acids.
GAUUAACAACAAGCACUAGAGGAAAUAACGAUAAGUAGUGCCUUUGCAUUUACUUUGAGGAAAGUAUUCGGUAUUCAAAGUUUUGUUUUUUGUUUUUAUUGAAGUUGGGUGCACUAAAGAGGGUUUAUAGCCAUGAGUUCAGCUGCCUUUCUUCAAAAUGUUACUUCUUCUGACUGCAGAUCUAUGAAGAUCCCUGUGGAGCAUAUGGAAUAUGAUUAUAUUGAUAAAUGCAAGGAUGCCAAAUACUUGGAGAAAAUCCUUAUAUUACUCAGGUCUGGCAAGGAGGGCAUUUAUCCUCAUCUAAUUGAGUUUUGUGAAAGUCGACUAGAGAAACUGAACCCUCGGAGCCGAGCUCUUAGGAAGGAAAAUCCUGUGACCACAUCCUCCAGCCUCCCAGCAGAUGAAUGGAGCCUUAUUGCCGAUGAGUUGAGGAUUUGGCAAGCUGAAACCAAAGUGACAGAGACUUCCCUUAAAAAACAGUUAAUGUUUGAGGAUGUUAUGGAUCAAAGCAUGCCACCUAUAAGAGGGUCCAAUUGCUCGGUUCCACUCAGCAGAGUAACGUCUCGUUCGUCUACAGAAAUAUUUAAAUAA